GCCCCCAUCCCCAGUGCAACUAACAGGUAGGCAAGCUCGCAGAGACUACUCGGAGGGAGACCUGUGAGCAGCAAACAGGUUUGAGCCUGGAAAAGAGGAAGAAAAGUAAAAGAUUGAAGGGAAUUCUUUUUCCACCUUGUUAGGAGAGCACAGCUCACUGCGCCUCUCCAGCAGCCUGGUUGGCACCCGCUCCUACUCUGGCUUCAGCCACCACCCCCACCCCCAUUUGGCAUCAGCCUGGGACCCAGCUCCAGCACUCAGUCUGACCGGUUGCAUCCUCCCUCCCUGAUCCUGUCGCACCAGUUCCUGCUCUGGGAUCCAGUAGUCGGACCCCAUAAGCCAUGGCUGGUCCCUUCUCUCGUCUGCUGUCUGCCCGCCCCGGGCUCAGGCUCCUGGCUUUGGCCGGAGCCGGAUCCCUAGCUGCUGGAUUUCUGCUCCGCCCGGAACCUGUACGAGCUGCCAGUGAACGACGAAGGCUGUAUCCCCCAAGCGCUGAGUACCCAGACCUCCGAAAGCACAACAACUGCAUGGCCAGUCACCUGACCCCAGCAGUCUAUGCACGGCUCUGCGACAAGACCACACCCACGGGUUGGACUCUAGAUCAGUGCAUCCAGACUGGCGUGGACAACCCUGGCCACCCCUUCAUCAAGACUGUGGGCAUGGUGGCUGGAGAUGAGGAGACCUAUGAGAUAUUUGCUGACCUGUUUGACCCAGUGAUUCAAGAGCGACACAAUGGAUAUGAUCCCAGAACAAUGAAACACACCACUGACCUGGAUGCCAGUAAGAUUCGUUCUGGCUACUUUGAUGAGAGGUAUGUAUUGUCCUCAAGAGUCAGAACUGGCCGAAGUAUCCGGGGACUCAGUCUGCCUCCAGCCUGCACUCGGGCAGAACGGCGAGAGGUGGAACGCGUUGUGGUGGAUGCACUGAGUGGCCUGAAGGGUGACCUGGCUGGACGUUACUAUAGGCUCAGUGAGAUGACAGAGGCUGAGCAGCAGCAGCUUAUUGAUGACCACUUUCUAUUUGAUAAGCCUGUGUCCCCAUUACUGACUGCAGCAGGAAUGGCUCGAGACUGGCCAGAUGCUCGUGGAAUCUGGCACAACAAUGAGAAGAGCUUCUUGAUUUGGGUGAAUGAGGAGGAUCAUACACGGGUCAUCUCCAUGGAAAAGGGUGGCAACAUGAAGAGAGUGUUUGAAAGAUUCUGCCGGGGCCUCAAAGAGGUGGAACGGCUAAUCCAGGAGCGUGGCUGGGAAUUCAUGUGGAAUGAGCGUUUGGGAUACAUCUUGACCUGUCCAUCUAACCUGGGCACUGGACUUCGGGCUGGAGUGCACAUCAAACUGCCCCUGCUAAGCAAAGAUAGCCGUUUUCCAAAGAUCCUAGAGAACCUAAGACUCCAGAAGCGUGGGACUGGAGGAGUAGACACUGCUGCCACAGGCAAUGUCUUUGACAUCUCUAAUUUGGAUCGACUGGGCAAGUCAGAGGUGGAGCUGGUGCAACUGGUCAUCGAUGGAGUAAACUAUUUGAUUGACUGUGAACGGCGUCUGGAGAGAGGCCAGGAUAUCCGCAUCCCUGCACCUCUCAUCCAAAACAAACAUUGACUCCCUAUCUCUGGCAGAUGACUCAAGAGCCCCAGGACUUCUUCCCAUUUAAUGGUGACCCAUUCUACUUGUCCUUAAUCUGUCUCAACCUCCAGCCCCCAUCUUAGUAAAGACUCCUUGCUAUGCUUCA
Messenger RNA from Marmota monax (woodchuck), 1725 nucleotides. It is a transcript of the gene Ckmt1a, whose product is annotated as creatine kinase, mitochondrial 1A. The coding region runs from base 342 to 1595 and encodes 417 amino acids. Gene Ontology annotation, molecular function: creatine kinase activity. Gene Ontology annotation, cellular component: mitochondrion. Gene Ontology annotation, biological process: phosphocreatine biosynthetic process. The transcript is spliced from 11 exons. NCBI's taxonomy places the organism in Eukaryota, Metazoa, Chordata, Mammalia, Rodentia, Sciuridae. The record is from RefSeq and is a predicted model, not a curated record.